AGUGAGUGAGAGCGGCCAGCUGUUUGAAAGCAGCGCACAACCAUCACUUCUGCCGCAUCAGGUGCAAUCAACGUCAAUCAGCGCCAAACCACAAGAGAAUCGUGAGGGGAACGUCAUAUACUUUGACUUUUGAGACCUGAUUCAAGAGAUUGAGGACAGCACCAAAGCAGAGCACAGUUAACAGGAGCCAGCCAACAGAAAAUAUGGGAAGAAAGAAAAUACAGAUCUCACGCAUUCUGGACCAAAGAAAUCGGCAGGUGACUUUUACCAAGCGUAAGUUUGGUCUGAUGAAGAAGGCCUACGAGCUGAGUGUUCUGUGUGACUGUGAGAUUGCCCUGAUCAUCUUCAACAGCACCAACCGCCUCUUCCAGUACGCGAGCACUGACAUGGACAAAGUACUGCUCAAGUACACAGAGUACAGUGAACCACACGAGAGCCGUACCAAUACAGACAUAUUGGAGACGCUCCGUAGAAAAGGCCUUGGUCUGGAUAGCUCAGAGCUUGACAGUGAGGAGAGUAUGCAGAUCACAUCUGACAAGUUUGGUCUGAGUGAAGGGAUGGACCUGUCUGUGGCCCGUCAGCGCUUCUAUCCUCCUUCUUUGCUCACCCCAGAAGCUCAGUUCCUGGUCUCAUCUAGCUGUGAGAAUGGACCACCAAACCCCUCACACAUGGGAGCCCACAGACCCCCCGGGUUCAAACCACUGGGCUCCAGACCAGGAUCUGUCAGUCCAGCUGCUACACACCCUCACAGUGCCUUUAUGUCUCCACACUCAGGUAUUGGCUACUCGGUGUUUGCUCAUGGAAACCUGAACCGGGCUUUGGAGAUGAAGACUCCCCCUCCCGCUCUGGGCCUGGGUCCUGAGGGGCUGAGGGACACCCAAGCCAACCAGGGACUAGGGCCUCGCAACAGCAACCACUCUGCUAGGGGUCACUUAUACCAGGGCUUACAUUCAGGUGGAUCCAUUGUGGCUAUGGGCAAAACAGGACUUUUAGGCCACAGCAUGGGAGGGUACGGCAUGUCUUCCCCUACAGCAUCUGAAUACCAGUCUGGAUUGUAUCACAGUCUACAGCGAGCAGCAGUGAACCAAUGGCAAACAUCACAGCCUCUGCAAGACACCCAUGGGAAUCAUAUAAGUUCGGGGAUGACCAGUGGAGGGUGCUCUUUUCCGUCUCAGCCCUGCUCCUCCACCUCCCCACACCUGCCCUCUCUGAACCGCAGCAUCAAAUCGGAGCGCACCUCACCAGACCACAUGUCCUCGCCUUCCUCUUCUCCUCUGCUCCAGCUCAAAGACCGCUCUCCAAUCAGCAACCCUGAUUCCACUCGGCCUAGCCCACCACACACACAACCGGCCAAUCAGAUGAAGGAGCUCUCCAAAGGUCACGCCCACAGCGAGGAGGAGAUGCUCAGACCAAUGGAGCUAAGUGACACUUGGCAGAGAUAGCUAUAUUCAGUUAUGCCAUUGCUCUCACACAGAUGGAGUGCAGUGGUAACAAAUAGUCCACAGCUUGGACGUAAAAAAUAGAGCUGGUCUCUCAGUGGAGAUUUUUUUUUACUGUUUUGGAUUAAUAAUGGAGAUAGAUAAGUAUGUGUUUUUAAUAAUCUCAAAGGAGUUAAACACCUUUCUUUGUUAAGUUUUUGCUAACAAUUAGACAUGGCGGCAUAGUACCAUCACUCCCAAUCAUAUACAUGCCUUCUCUUCAGACCUAUUCACAAACCUUUACCCAUGCAUUACAUUGACACAAAUGCUUUCGUGUUUCUCUUUCUUCUAUAAGCACAUAUAAGCAGCAAGAACAUAUAAGCACCACAGGGAAACAUGAAUACAAGUCAAUCAAGUGAAUAAAGUAUCUUUUUUCUUAAUGUUUAAUAAUGUUUAAUGAUGUUUAAUGCUGGAUUAGUAGGCUAUACAAUAUUCCUACUUAACCAAACACAAACCACAAGAUCAAACUAAACUGUUAAUUUUGGUUCACCAAAAUACCAAAAUAAGUAAAUGGCGCUUAUUUGCAACUAUCUUAGUAAGGUUUGCAGAAGUAUGCAAUUUAACAAUGUUGCUUUUUCAUUUCACUCUCUUCCUCUUUUACUUCAGCAAACCUGCCAUGACUUUGACUGAUAUCAGGAGGAUCAUCUAGAAUAGUUGAUUUUAUUAAUUUUGUGAGAUUAUGUUCUCUUGCUUUUGCCUUGAAGCUGAUUACACAUUAUGCUGUAGUUUUAAUAUAAAAUUAUUUCAAAAGGGCUAAUAAAUUACAGCUAAAUUAUCUAUGUUUGCUAUGUUUCUUAUGUGUUAUACAAUUUUGUAAUAUAAGGAUUUGUGUUUCUACUAUUGUCACAAGAGGGACCCUGGUGUAGAUUAGGCAUUGUAGCUGAGAUAAUAAAUGGUUCAAUGAGAAACUGUGUGACCAGACUUGGCUUGAGCUUUCACACAAAAAUCUAUCAAGCUGCUCCUCACACAGGCCUGUCUAAAAUAAUGAUGCUGUUAUUAAUUAUUGUUUGACUAUUUUCAGUAUUAUGUGUGACAGUGUGUUUUUCAUUUUAGGCUCAUUUGAUGUGAUUGCUUCAAUUAAAAAAGAGUUUGAUUGGUAAA
This is a messenger RNA of Boleophthalmus pectinirostris (great blue-spotted mudskipper), 2579 nucleotides long. RefSeq names its product myocyte enhancer factor 2b (gene mef2b). Gene Ontology annotation, molecular function: DNA-binding transcription factor activity, RNA polymerase II-specific; RNA polymerase II cis-regulatory region sequence-specific DNA binding; protein dimerization activity. Lineage: Eukaryota; Metazoa; Chordata; Actinopteri; Gobiiformes; Gobiidae. The transcript has 9 exons. The coding region runs from base 204 to 1442 and encodes 412 amino acids. The record is from RefSeq and is a predicted model, not a curated record. Gene Ontology annotation, biological process: positive regulation of transcription by RNA polymerase II.